Adineta ricciae is the source of this 690-nucleotide messenger RNA. The record is from the annotation of a GenBank genome assembly. Lineage: Eukaryota; Metazoa; Rotifera; Eurotatoria; Adinetida; Adinetidae.
AUGGAUGCUUGUCUUCGUCCACGAUUAAAAACAGCCUAUCAUUGCAGACGAAAUCAAGAUUACGAAACAACAUAUAAACGUACAUUCAGUGCGAAAAGACCGGCCCGUAUUGUCGAAGGUGCACCACUAAGUCAACGCUAUUUAAUUGGUUGCCCUUUCAAUCUUGCGGAUCCUGUAGGUGAAUCUAUCUACAUGGUGGACUUUACUGGAAAGAAGAGUAAGGAUCCGAACCUAUCCUUUCAUCAAAGCACGAAUAUACUCGAACCAUGUGAUUCUCAAUUUCUCCAACGGUCAGAAAGUUGCAACAAUAUGACAUCGAAUGAAAUAAAACAAGCGUUAAGAAAUCAAUUAGAUUCAACAUAUCAAGUAGACUAUACCGGAUCGCCUCAAGGAUUCAAGCUUCCUUUGGCUUAUACUCGUUCGCGUCCAUUCUGGCGUAAUCAAGUUCCACAUACACUUGAUAGCGAAUAUCGAAAUCAUUUUCAAAAUCAUCCUCACGUAUCCAUGCAUUUCGGUGGACGAUUCGCCUAUACGAAUCGAGUACCAGCUGAUGCGAUCGUUCCUCAAACAUUACCGACAUGGAAGAAAAAGCCUUUACACUCGAUUUACACAUGUGAAAUCGGUCAAAAGGCACCAUCAGAUCGAUAUAUGAAAGAGUUCGUUGAUUCAUUCGGUGCUCCGACAAACUAA